AUGUCUAGUGAUAGUGAUUUUGAUGAUGAAAAUGGGGUUAUUCAUCAUGAUAAUGAUGAAGACGAAGAAUUUGUUGAAUAUCCAACGGAAUCUAUUAAAGACCAUACUUAUGUCUUGCAUUUUGGGCAGCCCUCGACAGAAAAAUCUGGAAGAGCAAAUGUAAUCAAGCUUAGUGAAUACCCUACAAUAUGGAAUGAAGGAAAACUUAUAUAUGAUGUAUUACAUCCAGAAGAUUGCCUUCCACCUGCAACAGAUCAAUUAGAUAUAAUUUUACGAUUCGAAUCUCACUUUGAAAGCGGAAAUUUAUCAAAAGUUUAUUAUCUCGGUGGAUAUACAUAUCAUUUAGUAUUAGAAUAUGAUCGUAACAAGUCUGGAUCUUGUCAAUGGUUUUAUUUUCAGAUUUUAAAUGCGAAAAAAGAACGUGAUUAUAAAUUUUACAUCAGUGGUUUCCACAAAGGAAAAAGUCUAUUUGAUCGUGGAGCCAAAAUCUUUUUAUACUCGCAUCUUCGUGCUAAAAAUGAAAAUAUUUCAUGGGUCAGAGCAGGAAAUGACUAUUCAUAUGGAAUAUUCCCAGGUCAAAAAGGCAAAGGAAAACGUUCAACAGUUGCUUUUACCAUUGAUUUUCCAUACAAUAAAGAUAUUCUUUACAUGUGCUACGCAUUACCAUACACAUACAGUGAUUUAAUGCGUGACAUUGGCGCAUGGACCACCCAAUGCCCAAGUUUGAAAUCAGAAAUUUUAUGCGAAACUGCUGGAGGCCGUGAGUGUCCAAUUCUCACAUUAGAAGAGGAAGGUGGCAUUCCAUCAUCAGAAAAACCAUACAUUUUUAUUACUGCUCGUAUUCAUCCCGGUGAAUCAAAUUCUAGCUACUUAAUGCGUGGCUUUAUGCAGCAUUUACUUAAUGAUUCCCCUGAAUCAAAAUUUAUCCGACAAAAUCAUAUCAUUAAGAUCAUUCCAAUGUUGAAUAUCGAUGGAGUAAUUGAAGGAUUUUACAGAACCUCACUUUCUGGCAAUGAUUUGAAUAGAAUGUGGGGAUCUCCUGAUGCUGUUAUACAUCCUGUCAUUCUUAAUACUAAGAAUUUAUUCAAAAAAUUGGCAUCAGAACGAAAUGUCGUCAUAGCCAUUGAUUUUCAUGGUCAUUCACGUCUUGAUGGUACAUUUGCGUUCGGAUGUCCCAAUGACGGCACUGAUAUUGAGCAUAUUGAGAAAGUUUAUCCAAGAAUUGUUUCAUUAUUAUGUAACAAGUUCUCUUGGAGACAUUGUGUCUUCUCCUAUCCAGAAGAUAGAACAGGAGCUGGCAGAAUCAUCAUUCGAACAGAGCUGAAUGUCGUUCAAAGCUUUACUGUCGAAACAUCUUUUGGAGGAGUCUGCGCCGGCGAAGGUGUUGAUUCUUUAUAUGACCAACUGCUCUGGGAAGAGGUUGGAGGAAGCUGCUGUGAUGGAAUUUACUGUUUCAUCAAAGGAGAAAAAGAUGAAAUUUAUAAAACAGCAAAGAAAGAUAUUGAAACAAUGUUCCCGAAGAGACAAAAGAUGUCUAUUGAUAAUGAACAAAAUAAUCAAUUACAAAUUGAUUACGGAGAUGAAAAUGAAGAAUUAGAAAAAUCUGAAGAAAUUUUAGAGCCUUUCGCAAAAUCUAGUAGGAUAUUUGAUCCAAGGAGAUGUAAAUCAUUUAUGAAUGUAUCUCCAGAUAUGAUUUCAAACGAUCCUCCACAAAAAAUCUCAAUGAAAUGGAAACAAUUCCCGGACGGACUCGUCAAUUACUAA
Messenger RNA from Trichomonas vaginalis G3, 1764 nucleotides. Its product is annotated as cytosolic carboxypeptidase family. Gene Ontology annotation, molecular function: zinc ion binding; metallocarboxypeptidase activity. Gene Ontology annotation, biological process: proteolysis; protein side chain deglutamylation. The record is from RefSeq and is a predicted model, not a curated record. NCBI's taxonomy places the organism in Eukaryota, Parabasalia, Trichomonadida, Trichomonadidae. The coding region runs from base 1 to 1764 and encodes 587 amino acids. The transcript has a single exon.